Messenger RNA from Cryptomeria japonica (Japanese cedar), 564 nucleotides. RefSeq names its product non-specific lipid transfer protein GPI-anchored 5-like. NCBI's taxonomy places the organism in Eukaryota, Viridiplantae, Streptophyta, Pinopsida, Cupressales, Cupressaceae. The record is from RefSeq and is a predicted model, not a curated record. Bases 1 to 564 code for a protein of 187 amino acids. The transcript is spliced from 3 exons.
AUGGCCAUGGCAGAAGGAAGAACAGCAGCGCCUUCAAUGCCUAAAAUAGCGCUGGCAAUGGUUUUAUUUGUAUGGGCAAGCCAAAAAGUGUUAUGUCAGACGCCUACAAGUUGUAUAGGAAUGGCAGGGAAGUUAUCUUCCUGUGUUGCGUUCCUCCAAGGUGCUUCUAAUGGCAGCCGGAGCAAUCCACCUGAGUCUUGUUGCAGUGCAGUUGCGCAAGCUGCGGGUACUACGGGUGGGUGCCUCUGCCAGCUUUUGGGCACCAACUCUCCGCUGGGCUUUCCAAUCAAUCAAACUCAGCUUCUCAUCAUCCCUGGAGCCUGCAAUGUUAACGUGCCGCCUGUCGAUCAGUGCACAAAUGCAGGAGCUCCUUUCACUUCUUCGCUUGACUCUCCCCCUCCUGGCUCUUAUCCUCCCUCUGUAGCUCCGACCGGAAGUGUGUCUGGUGGUCCAACUGAUAAUUCGAGUAGAAUGAAAGGCAGUGGAGGUGUUCUCCUCUCCAGGGUUUCGUGGAUGGAUGUUGUAGCACCACCAUUUCUGCUUCUGGUUAUUGGUUCAAUAUAA